CUGGCACCAAAGCAGCAUCAGCACCUCCUCUGGCUCCCUCUGCUUGCAAAGAGGAGGCCAAAGAGGAGGAAGAGAGCAGUGAACUUCCCGCUGUUCUGGGAGACGAGGGCGAACACCCCGCGGUUUGGGAAUACAACGGCGAGGCUCCCGCGGUGUGUGACAAGGACAGUGGACAUCUCCCGGUGGGGGACGAGGACGGUGGAUGUCCCCUGGUGUGGGAUGAGCAUGGCCAAGCUCCCAUGGCAUGUGACGAGGAUGACGGCAAUCUCCCAGUGUGGGAUGAGGACAGAGGACAUCCUGUGUCUUGGGAAGAGGAGGGUGAACCAGCAGCAUUUUGGGAAGAGGACAGAGAACCUUCAGCAUUUUGGAAAGAGGACAAGGAACCUGUAGUGCUUUGGGAAGAGGAGAGGGAACCUGCACUGCUUUGGGAAGAGGACGAGGAACCUCCCUCUGCUCCUGAAGAGGACACUGAAGCUCCCUGUGCUGCAGGAUCCUGGGCUGAACAUUCUGACAGCAGCACAGCCCUGCAGCCAGAGGGGAGCGGGGAGUGGAGCCUGAUGCAGCUGAGGAACACCAUGAGCGUGGGGGAGCCUGCCGAGAAAUACCUGGAACUGGAGCAGAUUGGCCAAGGGGCUUUUGGAACCGUUUCCAAAGGACUCGACAGGGCCACGGGAGGAGAGGUGGCCAUCAAGAAAAUGAGUCUCAGAGGGCACAACAGAGAACGAGCUGUGGAUGAGGUCGUGGUCCUGAAGGACAAGAAGAACCCCAACAUUGUCAACUCUCUGGACAGCUUCCUUGUUGAUGGAGAUCUCUGGCUGGUGAUGGAAUACAUGGAUGGAGGAACUUUGCAGGACGUUGUCAGACAGACAUGCAUGGCUGAAGGAGAGAUGGCAGCUGUCAGUCGGUGGUGAGGUAUGGAUGCUAGCUUUGGAACAGGCUGCAGGGAGCUGCAGAAACUGCAGGCCCAUGGCCUCUCAGUCCUGCUUGAGAAGCUAGCCUGAGAAAAUUCAUAGGAGGAUUUAAAAACAAUCCUCAGGGACACAAAACAGCCUUGCAGGUGUUGUUUUCCAUUCCUUAUCUUCCUUGCAGGAG
This is a messenger RNA of Cyanistes caeruleus (blue tit), 1092 nucleotides long. NCBI's taxonomy places the organism in Eukaryota, Metazoa, Chordata, Aves, Passeriformes, Paridae. The record is from RefSeq and is a predicted model, not a curated record.